Cynara cardunculus var. scolymus (artichoke) is the source of this 1310-nucleotide messenger RNA. Its product is annotated as U-box domain-containing protein 3. The transcript is spliced from 2 exons. Gene Ontology annotation, cellular component: nucleus; cytoplasm. Gene Ontology annotation, molecular function: protein binding. NCBI's taxonomy places the organism in Eukaryota, Viridiplantae, Streptophyta, Magnoliopsida, Asterales, Asteraceae. The record is from RefSeq and is a predicted model, not a curated record. Bases 189 to 1157 code for a protein of 322 amino acids.
CCCCAACCGCGGACGGUGGCCGGAAAAAGCUGCUGGUUAUGGUCCAUAGGGAAUAGUAUACCUUUGCUUCUCUUCCAAAUUUACUCCCAAAAAAGCAUUAUCCAUUUCCAAACAUCGAUACAACCAAAUCAUAUACAUAUAUACAUACUCUCUUAAUCACAGACGCAUACCUGAUCGGUCAUUAAUCCAUGGCGGAAGUAGAGGUGGUGGAAGCGCUUUUGUUCGGUGAUCAUGAAGCGAAGAUCGCCGCCGCAGAGGCCGUUAUUCAUCUCACAAACAAACAGAGACACAAAUUGGCUGAUAAUGGAGCUAUUCCUCCGAUCGUCUCCAUGCUUCAUGCUCCUCCAGAUUUUAAAUCCCUAGAAUCCGCCAUUUUUGCUCUCAUGAGUCUCGCCUAUGGCAGCGAAAGAAACAAGAUCCGGAUCGCAAAAUCGGGAGCGAUUUCUCUACUUUUAAACCUCGUAAAAUCGCAAAUCCAUCCAUUGAUUGAUCAUGUAAUAGCAGCACUUUUAAUCUUAUCAUCAUGCUCAGCAAACAAGUCAUUAAUGGCUGCCUCCGGUGCCAUUCGAGUCCUAAACGAAUCCCUUCUCGAAAACAAUACCACACAAGCAAAGCUCGAUAUCGUAGUCACUCUCCAUAACCUAUCAACAUGCCAUCAACUCAUUCCCACCAUCGUUUCAUCAUCAACGGUAUCUUCUUUGAUCCAACUCAUAAACGAGUCCGAAAAAUCAUCGAAAUUGGUCGAAAAAUCCAUGGGUUUACUUGACCACAUAGUUUCUUCAUCGGAAAUUGGUUUAAAAGAGAGUGCGAUCGGGAUUCGGGCACUGGUCGAGGCCGUAGAAGAUGGUUCAAAGACUUGCAAAGAGUAUGCAGUCGGAAUAUUGUUGUUGAUAUGCGAAAGUAGUAGGGAAAGAUACCGAGGGAUGAUUUUGCGAGAAGGAGCGAUUCCGGGCCUACUCCAGCUCAGCAUCGAUGGGACCCAUCGAGCGAAAAGGAGCGCGAAAUCGCUGCUUCGACUUUUGAGGGAUUGCAAGAAGGUUUGUAGAAGUGAGAUGUCAAAGAAUGUGGUUUUGGAAGAGGUUAUGGGGGAGAUUGAUAGAGGUGGAACAGAGGUUGGAACGGUGGAGAAGAUGAUUGCUAGGCUUAACAGUAUAUAGAUAUAAUAUUUAUAUACUGCAAAACUCUUGUACUUGUAAAGAUGCUUAAACCUUUGAUAUCUAGAUAGAGUGGGUUCUAUUAGUAAUCCGGAUAUCAUAAGCCAAAGACUCUUUGGUUUAAUACGUGAAUCUUUACGGAGAACACAUUCCAUA